Molecule: messenger RNA, 594 nt
Organism: Mizuhopecten yessoensis (Yesso scallop)
Lineage: Eukaryota; Metazoa; Mollusca; Bivalvia; Pectinida; Pectinidae
Product: protein phosphatase 1 regulatory subunit 36-like
Exons: 6
Coding region: 138-572 (144 amino acids)
Biological process (GO): negative regulation of phosphatase activity
Molecular function (GO): phosphatase binding
Source: RefSeq, a predicted model, not a curated record
CUGAUUUUUAUUCCUAAGCAUUAAGAGAUGCCAAGAAUAAGAAGUUUAGGAGGUUCAGAAAGCAGUUCAUCAAUAGAGAUGAGAAAGAUGAAAGCAGCGAAAUAAAAGAGGAGCAACCUACAGGGGCCAUAAGUAAGAUGACGCCGGCGGAGUACCGGAGAUUACAGCCGAAAAGACCAGCCAUCAAAACUAUUAUAAAUCAGAGAUCCCCAGCCAUUGUAGCCAUUUUACCGUCCCCUAAAGAGGAGGCCAACUGGUUGUUCAGAAGGAGAGGAGCUUUGUCACCUAAUUCACUGUCUAAAAAGGGACGGGAGCCUGCGACAGAGGAGGCGGAUGAUGGAGACAUGUUUGGAGAUGAUUUCUUUAUAGAAAAGAAAACAUUUAAAAUUGGAAUAAUUGGUGAAGCCCUUAGCUUGUUUAAUGAGAAGACCCUGACUCCCUUAGGGGCUAAUGAUGAGGAGGAGGGUGAAGAGGGAGAGGAAGGAAAGAAACAGGCUGCUCCAGAGGAAGGAACCCGGGACAAGACUCCGCCUCCAGGUAAUAUACUUUUAAUUCUUCAACCCAAAGGUUAAGAAGAAGACUUGAUAACUACAU